Molecule: messenger RNA, 6229 nt
Organism: Xyrauchen texanus (razorback sucker)
Lineage: Eukaryota; Metazoa; Chordata; Actinopteri; Cypriniformes; Catostomidae
Product: galectin-8-like
Exons: 9
Coding region: 95-1045 (316 amino acids)
Molecular function (GO): carbohydrate binding
Source: RefSeq, a predicted model, not a curated record
GAGAAAGUGCAGAGAACGUUGAUGUUUUCAUCAACAUCUGACGAACAACCCUGUCAACAGCAGAAUAUACUUCUGUCAUAACAGUAUCGACAGUAUGUCUGUCGCAAAUCCGAAACAAACAGUAAUUAAUCCAACGAUUCCUUAUGCUGGGACCAUCCUGGGUGGACUACAUCCCGAAGAGAUUGUGCUCAUUCAGGGCAGUGUGCCCAGUGAUGCUGACAGAUUUCAGAUUGACCUGACCUGUGGGAGCAGCAUGAAGCCUCGGGCAGACGUGGCCUUUCAUUUCAACCCUCGCUUCAAGAGGUCGCCUUACAUUGUCUGUAAUACACUCGAGAAGGAGUGCUGGGGACGGGAGGAGAUUCAUUACAUGAUGCCCUUCAGACACGGUGCUGCCUUCGAGAUCAUAAUACUCAUAAAGAAAGAUCUUUUCAAGGUGGCAGUGAAUGGCUCUCACCUGCUGGAGUACAGGCACAGGUUAGAGUUCAGGAAGGCAGACACACUAGCCAUAUCUGGGAAGGUUCAAAUUAAAGCAAUUGGAUUUAUUCCCAGUUCAGUGAGUAAGAGCCCUGUAACAUCACCAAAUGCAGCUGAGAGCAAAAGGUUGCAGUCUUAUACUGUCAUGUCAGAGUCAGGUGAUCUGAAUCUUCCAUUCAAGAGCAAACUUGUGAAAGGAUUGAGUCCAGGAGAUUCCAUAAUGGUGAAGGGUCGGAUCGGUGCUUCCCCACACAGCAGUUUUGCUGUAAACCUGUACGUCAGUAACUCAGAGGACAUCGCUUUGCACUUAAAAUAUUGCCUCAAGACUGGAGUCUUUGUCCGAAACUCUUUCCUGUCGGGAUGUUGGGGGUCAGAGGAGCUCUCCCUGUCCAGUUUUCCCUUCUCAACUGGCCAGUACUUUGAGAUGGUCAUCUUGUGUGAAGCUCAGCAGUUUAAAGUGUCAGUAAAUGGGCUCCACCAGCUCAGUUAUAAGCACCGCGUGCAGGAUCUGAGUCAGGUGGAUGAACUGGAGAUACUGGGUGAUCUAGAGCUGAAUGAUGUCAAGAUGUGAUGAGCAACUUCAGCCUGAAGACCAUUCACAUGUGUUCUCCAACCAAGUACAUUCAAUCAGCCCAUUCCUCAAGCAAACAAAGCUAUAACACUAAACCUGAACUCUUUUAACUUUUUAAUUGAGUCACUACCCAGUCCAAUCUGCCUGGAUUAUCUAACUAUUAGCAUAUUUAUACCAGACCUGUUGUUUUUUUUUUUUUUAAAAUAAGUAAUGAAUUAAUGUAAGGAUUCGCUACACACUAUUCUACUUCAGCUGAAUCUCUUUACACUUUUGAUAAGAUGUGAUCUGAAAGAAGAAUGAUAUUAUUAUUAUUAUAUGUCGAUCUUUUUCAGCCUAUUGACAAUUUUCGAUAUAGAUCUCGAUAAUUAUGUAUUUGCUCUGAAAUGACUCAAAAGUGUUUUUUUUUUUUUAUUUAAUCAGUGGAACUAAAUGUAUCUGUGUGACGUUAUAUCUUUUUUUUUUUGUUUGUUUUACACAUCAUGUAUAAUGUUUACAUCUUGUGGCUAUACUUGGACUGGGCUUAAUCACUUCCAUUGUUAGUGUCUUAAUUUUAGUUUUUUCGUAAACGAAGUGUCUAAAUAAUUUUUCUGGUAAUUAACAUUUGUCACAAAUAUUGAUUGGGCUUAACUUAUUUUAUAUUCCUUUGAAUGUCCACUUUAGAGUACCAGAAAGAUGGUAUGAUGAGGAGAUGGGGCCACCUAUAGAAACAUGAAUGGGAGAGAUUGCAAAUCUUAAUAUGUCAGCUGUGGAUUAGAUUUCCUUUAGUGUGAUUUUAGCAUAAGAACCAAAAUGUAUGAUACCAUUGUUGUCAAAUUGUAUUUCUAAUUUGAAAUAUUCUAAUGAAGGUUGAUGAACAGUUUUAAAGAUUUUGGUCUUUCCCCAUUCAAGUAGAGAGGAGCUGUAUUUGUAUGACUAUUAUCUACAUAGAAAAUAGCCCAGGGGUGUUGCCAUAAUUACUGCUGAAUGAACAAACUUGCUUUACAAGUACUUCAGUGUUUCACCACCAUACUAAACAAUAAAUUGAGCGCUAAUAACUAACAUUUGACAACCAAAGUGUCCAAAGUAUUUUCUAUUAUGAAAUUUCUUGCAUUUCUUCAACAAUAAUAUUCUGUGCAUUUUAAUAUCACUGUGUGAAAUGUUUCUUAUUAAUCUAAUGAAUUCUUUUUAUGAUGCAAGUGAACAAAGCUGUGAGGAUUUCCUUAAAAAGUUGUGAAUUUAUUAACAUCCACAAUAUUCCAACUUGCAAAUGAAAUCAAAUGCAUUUGGCACAUAAUCACAUGACCAUAUUGUCACCUGGUUUGAAUUUGUGCAUUAGUUAUCCAAAUAUAUAACCUUAUCAUAGAUAAUACCACUAAUAUUAUCAACAGAACCCCAAAGAGAGAUAAAGGCAGUGACGUUGCAUUAAAGUUCUCUGUUACUACCGCUGUAUGACUGGACGCAUUGGAUUUUGAGACCAUACAAGUUUGUGAAACACUGGGAAUCAAAGGCUGUACAAAGAGACUAACAUUAAAGUGAUUAUCUGUCAUAUUACCAAGUUCUGGUAAUAUUGAACAUAUAUAGUUACAUAGGAACACUGUCCAUAAAAAAUUAUCCCUUCCAUGGACUGUCUUAACAUCUUAGAAAAUGCAUUGCCUUCUUUGUGCUUUGACAAUGGAUCGCUACAGUCAGUUUCCAGAAGUAAAACAACCAUUCAUUUUUUCUCUCUAGAGAAACUGAAUUUAAACGUGUGUGUGUGUGUGUGUGUGUGUGUGUGUGUGUGUGUAUAUAUAUAUAUAUAUAUAUAUAUAUAUAUAUAUAUAUAUAUAUAUCCUUUCAAGGCAGACCUACCAUGAGCUCUGCGACUUAAACGAUGUAUACUGAUUUCAACGGUGUAUAAAAAUCUUGUUUUAUAACCAAUUCCCAGUGAAAAUUUACACUACCCAUAAUCCUGAAGAUGGAUCCACCAAUCAGAGAAAUCCAGUUACCAUGGAAAUGGAUAUCAUGGCAAAUAAGCCCACUCAUACAUACAUAUGUAUGUGUGUGUGUGUGUGUGUGUGUAUAUAUAUAUAUAUAUAUAUAUAUAUAUAUACACACAUUUUUAUAUAUUAAGGCUGGUGAUUUAACAUUAAUUCAGUGUAAAUAGUUAUAUAAAAAAUUAUGUGUUAAAUGUACAUUCAUAACAUUUAUAAUUUUCCUAUCAACAAAUUCAAGCUUAAAGUGCCACCUCCAUGUUUUGCGAGUCUCCGGCAGCAGGGGGCAGUAAGCGCAGCUGUACAGGCAACAUGUAGCUUUUCAGACAACAAACCAUAGCUGAUCAAAAACAGCUAGACAAGCAGAGGUGUGUUUUCAAAUCACAUUUAACUUGACACAGCGUCCUACAAACACAAGUUUAUGACUAUGAGAUGCUGAGAACCAGUGAAACGUGAUGCAGCCACAGUGAGAUGCUUCAGAAGUGCCCAUCUGACACAUUUGCACAGAUGGAAUGCAAGAAUGCAUCCUGUGAGUAGCCCUCAAGUCUACCUUGGACAGAUUGACAAACUCAAUUCCAAAAUGAAUUGCUGUAGUAGACUGUAGGCAGAGUUGGGCUUGUUACGGAAUACAUGUAAUGGCGUUAUGUAUUUAGAAUACAAAAAUAUAGUAACUGUAUUCAGCCCCUGCUACAUUUUCAAUGCCUGUAUUUUGAGUACAGUUACUUAAUACAAUUUUGUUGGAAUACUUCUCAUAAUGAACACAAAAUUCAGCAGAUGUGAAAGAAAAACAAUAUUGUCAAUAGUAAUUAACAGUUUUUCUAAACCGCGCAUGAUACCCACAUGCUCUCUCUAACUUGAGAGCAGCUGCAGCACUUGAAGUCUUGCCAGGGUCAAACUGCAAAUUUGAAAACACAAUCGUGGGCUGCAUUUUUGGGAUACUUUAAAAAUGGACCAUGGUCACCAAAAGGUUUAAUGGUAGGCACUUAAGAAUGAAAAUAUCACAUCUUAUUCAUGUAAUGACUCCCAGAUUGAAUGUGCACCACUGCAGCAUCAAUACAGUUGGCAACAUGUUUCCACAAAUAUAAUAACAUUUGCAUGCUUGAUAAAUUGUGUCCUGUGGUUGUUGCUGUGUGAAUACAUUUAUGCAGCUGCAGUUGUGGCAUUUGUUUAAAGAUGGAUGCUCUAGAUAAGCAUUUUGUGAGUCACGUCCACAUCAGAAACUUGCAGAAUGAAGAUCUAUUGAGAAAAAGUUACUAAUGAAAAUAUUAUAUGAAUAUGUAAAAUAUGCGAGAAAGUGCUGCAAAUACUUAAAUAGGUAAAAGGACUUGAAUUAGAUCAGAGUCUAAAUGACGACUUUACAAAACUUGUAAAUAUCUACUGUAAAUGUUAUGGCUUAUAGAUGUAUGGGCGGCUAGUUCAGUGUGACAAAUAUGGCAUCCAGUUAUCAUCUCAAAAAUAUAUAUGGUUAUUAGUGGUGCUUGCAAAGCAUCACUAUUGUAAUCUCACAUACUUAUUAUUUUUAUUUUUAUUUUUAUAUCUCCGUACAAAAUUUCGGCACCUAACUCGUCCCGCACCAUUUGGCGUAGACCCACGAAUGAGGUGUCAAAUCGAACGGCCUAUUGAGGACACGUGUGCUAUGACUUUUAUAAGCGAUCGGGGGUACGGUAUUUGCCCCAGGGGCAAAAAAGCGGCCGAAAAAUCCCAUAGACUUAACAUUGCGACAAACUUUGACGCAUCACAGCUCCGAGCCAGGAUUUCGCAGAAACGUGUCAUUUGCUACAUUUGAAGAGGCUGGCAGGCUCUGUAAGAUGCCCAAAGUUGCCCCCAUUGACUUACAAUGGUGUAGGACGGACCAUGAAAUAGGCAUUUUGUAUUGAACAUAGCUCUGGAUCACAGUGUCAUAGAGACAAGGGGGCGGGCUCAUUUUACUCAGAUGACCAAUCAGUCUCUCGGGAUCAUUGUGAAGCUAUCAAGCCACGCCCUAACAACAAUUUAAAGCACCUUAGCAACAAGUCCCUUAGACUUCUAAUGAAAGACAUCAAAGGGAUAUCUCCGGAUAGAAGUGUCAUAGAAACACAAGGGUGGUCUCGUUUGACUCGGGGCAGCAAACAGCCAAUCAUGAAUCACCUCAACACUUCCUAGCCCCUCCCUACCAACCAUUGUCGAGCACCUUAGCAACCAAAAUCCAUACAGGCAUAUCUUCCAUUCUGAAUGUCACAGAGGCAUGGGAGUUGGUUUAUAUCAUUCAUACUGACAAGCAGCCUUUGAAGUUUCACGAUCGGCAGCUGCCAAGCCACUCCCUAGCAACUAAACAGAGUACCCUAGCAACCGUUUAGCUAUAACUAUAUCUCUGCACCAGAAAAUCAGAGAGACUUCUGGGUUGAUUUAUUCCAAUCAGGAUGGCAAGGACACUUGAUAAGUAUCACUACGGUAACUGCCUAGCAACCACAUGGGGUUACCCUAGCAACAGAGUAACAAAUCACAUAUCUCUGCAUCAGAAAAGCGUACAGACUUCGGGUUGACUUAUUUCGCUCGGGAUGGAAAGGAGCCAUGUAUUGUAUUACCUUGGUAACUGCAUAGCAACCACACGGGCUUACCCUAGCAACCGAGUAACAAAUCACAUAUUUCUGCACCAGAAAAUCGUACAGACUUCCGGGUUGAUUUAUUUACGACCGUGAUUUUUGUUCUUUUCGAGUUACAGCAUGCUGUUCGACGAGUUUUGCCACGGCAAGCACCACUCACAUUUUCUUCAGGAAAUGUACCCAUCUAGUUUGUAUUUGUUAUCUGAUUUUGUGUCAAAAAUAUUAUUCUUUUUCAGUUCAAUCAAAUAAUGGGUUAUGAAGAUAAAAUAUUGUAGAUGACCACAAACUGCCUUCUGACUUCCAUAAAGACAGACAUUAGUUUUCAUACUCCUAAUUUAAAGAAACAAUUUAUACAGAUUCACUUAGAUGUUAGUGGAGAUAUAGCAGUUCAGAUAAGAUAAUGCCUUAAACAUAUGUAUGCUAAAUACAUUACUUUUAUGUUUAAGUUUUCGGAAUACAUUACUGAAUACCUUUAAUAAAGAGUAUUUAGUGUUCAGCCCAGAAUAAUUUCUUAAAAAAAUCUGCCCAACCCUGACUGUAGGUUAUGUUCAAUGAUAUGGAAAUAAAACAAACAUUCCAUUGACUUCUAAAGUCACUUUUUGUAUUGUGUAAUCAAUACUUUACUCAUCUGCUACAAUAAUGUAGUCUUUUGA